UGUGAGUGAGAUGAAGAAAAAAUCAGAACUAAUCUUCCUUCCCUCACCAGGGAUUGGACACUUAGCUUCAACACUUGAAUUUGCAAAGCUCUUAAUCAAAACUAAUAACACUCUUUCCAUCACAGUCCUAUGGAUCAACCUCCUAAACACUCCCAUUUCAGAUUCAUACAUCAAAUCAGUUCUUAACUCACAACCUCAAAUCCAUCUCAUUCAUCUCCCUCAAGUUGAAUCACCACCAAAGGAGCUAUUAAUAUCACCACCAUGCUACAUCCAAUCCCUCAUGCACAACCUCACACCUCAUGUCAAAUCCACCAUUCUAUCAUCUCAUUCAAACCAUGUUGUUGCUUUAGUCCUUGAUAUCUUCUUAUUGGGCUUUAAUUGUAAUUGGGCUUUUAGUUUUAUUAUCCACUACGGAGAAAACUAUAGAGACAGCAGAAAACGUGAAAAAAAAUAUAACGCCGACGAUCUUACGAACUCCGGCGAUAACUCCGGCGGUAACUCCGGCAUCUUCUCCGGCAAGAGCUUUGAGGACAUCUCCGUCAACAACUCCGACGACAGUUCCGACAAAGAUUCCGACGUCAUUUCCAAAAAGGUUUUCGGUGUUACUUCCGGCGACUUUCCCGACUCCGGCCACAGUCCUGACGUCUUCUCCGACAACUCCAAUAAUAAUAAUAAUAAUAAACCACUCUAUCAUCCUAUCUAUGCUAUUGGUCCUUUGCUUGAUCUCAAAGUUAAACCUAACCCUAAUUUAGAUCAAUCUCAGCAUGAUCUUAUAUUAAAAUGGCUAGAUAAGCAGCCAUAUCAAUCUGUUGUUUUUCUAUGUUUUGGAAGCAUGGGAGUUAGCUUUGGUACAUCUCAAAUAAGAGAAAUAGCAUUAGGACUUAAGAAUAGUGGAAUGAGGUUUUUAUGGUCUAUCAAGUCUCCACCAGAAGGGUUCUUAGAUUGGAUGAAACUGGAAGGUAAGGGAAUGACAUGUGAAUGGGCACCUCAAGUGGAGAUAUUGGGACAUAAGGCUAUAGGUGGAUUUGUUUCACAUUGUGGAUGGAAUUCUAUUUUGGAAAGUUUGUGGUUUGGUGUUCCAAUAUUGACAUGGCCUAUUUAUGCAGAACAGCAGCUUAAUGCUUUUAGGAUGGUGAAGGAAUUGGAGCUAUCCGUGGAGUUGAGAGUGGAUUAUAGAAUAGGUAGUAAAGAUGUUGUUAUGGCUGAAGAGAUUGAGAAAGGGUUGAAGAAUUUGAUGGAUAGGGAUAACAUUGUGCACAAGAAGGUUCAAGAGAUGAAAGAGAUUGCAAGGAAUGUUGUUGUUAAUGGUGGAUCUUCUUUCAUUUCUGUUGAAAUACUUGUUAAUAAUAUGAUAGGAAGCAACUAAUAAUAUUUUAUGUAAAAUUUCAGAUUCAAUAUCAAA
This is a messenger RNA of Vicia villosa (hairy vetch), 1402 nucleotides long. Its product is annotated as UDP-glycosyltransferase 71K2-like. The transcript is spliced from 4 exons. The record is from RefSeq and is a predicted model, not a curated record. NCBI's taxonomy places the organism in Eukaryota, Viridiplantae, Streptophyta, Magnoliopsida, Fabales, Fabaceae. Bases 11 to 1366 code for a protein of 451 amino acids. Gene Ontology annotation, molecular function: UDP-glycosyltransferase activity.